Messenger RNA from Aedes albopictus (Asian tiger mosquito), 1315 nucleotides. RefSeq lists its product as uncharacterized. The record is from RefSeq and is a predicted model, not a curated record. Bases 431 to 1252 code for a protein of 273 amino acids. Lineage: Eukaryota; Metazoa; Arthropoda; Insecta; Diptera; Culicidae. The transcript has 4 exons.
GGCGGGCUAUAACAAGAAGUGCGAACCUCCACCUACUUGCGCCCUGUGGCAUAGAGGCACGUCAGGCACGUUCUAGAGUGCCCUGUCUAUCUACUGGGAAGGCGUCGGUCGUCGGCGACGAGGGAUAAAAUAAACACCGAUGACGAUCGGAUAGUUUCUCUCCCAUGAUGAACGCUUUUGAUAAGAAGCGGCCAAAUUAGAUUACCGCUGAUUUCGACGACGUCGGCGGAAAUUGGUGCUUGCGUUGAAGGGGUUUGAAAAUUGCUAGGAAAAGUUAUCAAGCGCUAGUGAUUCGAUUUAAAGUUUUUUUUUCGGGUGGGAUCUGUCCUCGACUAUAUAUAUAUUGAUUUUCACUUCAGGCAGUUGAGUCAGUUUCGAGCUAAGUUUUUCCCCGAGGCAAGCAACAGUCUUUGAAAAGUUCGAGCGAAAGAUGUUGAAGAUUGUGAUUCUAUCCGUGGCCGUGGCGGCGGUGGCUGGCAGCAGUGCGGUUAAAGUUGAAGAGCCAACUGCUAAAAAUACAGUGAAACGUGGCCUGGAUUCGCUCAAUUUUGGCUUCGGAGGACACAAUGCAGUCGGUGCGGACUUUUGGCCCGGAGCUUCCAGACUCGGUGGCGCUGCGCCGUGGAUUCAAAACAGUGGCUGGAAGCACGGUCCAUCUCCGGCGGAGAUAGCUGCCACAAUCGCAGCCGCCAAGCAGGCUUCAGCACAGGUCUUAAUCGCCCAGCAGCAGGUUCAAGCAGCCAAAGAUAACGUCCUGAACCAACAGAAAGUCGCAAACGAGAAGGAGGCAUCUGCUGCCUAUGCAUCGCAAAAAAGUGAAGCCACCGCAGCUGUCCAAAGGUCGGAGGCUGCGGCAGCAGCUCAAGCCGUCGUUCUAGCGCAACAUCGGUUGGCGGCCGCAAAAGCCAACGUAGCUCAUCAUCAACGUAUUGCGGCGGCCAAGGAAUCGUUGGCUGCUCAGGCGAUUCAGAGUUCGGCAAAGGCAGCUGCCGCUGAGAUCCAUCGGGCUGAAAUCGAAGCCGCCAAGUUAGCCGCUCACCAUCGUUCGGAUGCGGCUUCGCUGAAUCACCACGUCAUAGCCAUCAAGGAUGAAUCGUUCGCUCCGCUGACCUUCGGUGGUAAUCAGAUUCCCACGACGCAGCUGUACCGUGCCUUGGCCAGCCCCUGGAAUGAUCUCGGCUCGGUGUCGGCACAGAACCCUUGGGCUAAUGGAUUCUCUGUUGGAGGUCAAGGAAAACCCAUUUGGGGCUAGGUUAGGUAGAUGCCGGAAAAUGCCGAAGUGGAAAAAAAUAAACGCUUUUUAUUGCUCACUCUU